AUGGGUCGCCAGCAAACUCUAGGGAAAUUCUUUGACAUGCCAAGGGGAGUCAAACCAGCACCUCCGCAACAAGCCAGUUUGGCGGAGUUGUGGACAAGUCAGGGGAGGACAGGCGCGAAGGAAAAGGCAGUCAAGGGCUCGGAUGAUAAUAUGGAGGUCGACCAUCCGGAAAAGAGAGGCAUCAGCUCGACUGCAGGUGCCCGCCCCGCCCCUGAAGAGGGACCUACGAAACGCAAGAAGCGUCGGAUUUUGGAGUCUGACGAGGAGUCAGAGAGCAUACCUGCAACAUCUUCCUCCGGGCGACACAAACCAACUGCACGAAGAUUAUCCGCCGAGCAAACAGCGACACGCAAAUCCAGUGACAAAACCAAAUCUCCAUCUAGGACCGUGCAGGGUGCAGAAGACAUCGAUGGUGGCUCUGUAGAGGACGAGGGUGAAGAUGCCGUGGAUGAGGAUGAGAACGUAGCUGAAGAGAGCGCCCUCGCUGCCUUAUCCCGCAUCGAGGAAGUAGAUAUCAAAGGCGGGUGGAAGACAGGGGAUGCUGUACCAUAUGCCGCUCUGGCCAAGGCUUUUGCUCUCAUUGAAGCAACCACGAAACGGCUGGAGAAGACAUCAAUUCUCACUUCCUUUCUUCUCCUGGUUAUCCGGCGCAGCGCGCAAGGAGAUACCAAAAGUCUCCUGCAAACGGUCUACCUUUGCAUAAACCGAUUGAGCCCUGAUUACGUCGGCGUCGAACUCGGAAUCGGUGAAAGUUUGCUUGUCAAAGCAAUCAGCGAGUCGACCGGUCGCAGCCUUGCGGUCGUUAAGGCGGACCUGAAGAAGGAAGGUGACCUAGGGCUGGUUGCUCAGCACUCCAAGAACAGCCAGAAAACUCUGUUCAAACCUAAAGCACUUACCGUUCCUUACGUUUUCUCAAAUCUGCGUGAAAUCGCCCUCAGCACUGGUCACUCGAGCCAGCAGAAAAAAGUGUCUGUCAUCACGAAGUUGCUCGCAGCUUGUCAAGGAUCCGAAGCAAAAUAUAUCAUACGAAGCUUGGAAGGAAAAUUACGCAUUGGCAAUGCGGAGCGGACGGUACUGGUUGCUCUGGCUCACGCUGUCGUGCUUGCAGAGAAGGAGCGCGGGAGCAAGAAAUGGAGCGAAGAGAAGUUAACUGCUCGUUUGGAGGAAGGCGCGAACAUCAUCAAAUCCGUGUACAGUGAAUUACCCACGUAUGAUGCGGUCAUACCUGCUCUUCUUGAGCACGGUAUUGAUGGUUUGAAAGAACAUUGCAAGCUCACCCCAGGUGUACCAUUGAAGCCCAUGCUCGCCAAGCCAACCAAGGCUAUCGGAGAAGUCCUAGAUCGCUUUGAGAAUAAGCGCUUCACUUGUGAAUACAAAUACGAUGGCGAGCGUGCGCAGGUACAUCGCCUGGAAGACGGCUCGGUUCGCGUGUACAGCAGAAACUCGGAGGACAUGAGCAAGAAGUAUCCAGAUUUGGUAGAACAGCUUCCCCGCUGUAUCAAGGAAACGACAAAAUCAUUUGUUCUGGAUGCAGAGGCCGUGGCUAUCGACAAGACGACCAAGAAGCUCAUGCCGUUCCAGGAACUGAGUCGCCGGAAACGGAAGGACGUCAAGGUUGAAGACAUCCAAGUACGGGUUUGCCUGUUUGGAUUCGAUCUUCUCUAUUUGAAUGGCGAACCGCUACUUCGAAAGUCUUUGUCCGAGCGGCGCGGUUUACUGCGAGAACAUUUUCAUCCAGUUGACGGCGAAUUUCAAUUCGCGAAAUCGUCGGAUAGUCAGUCCACGGAGGAUAUCCAAUCCUUUCUGGAAGAAUCGGUCAAAGAUGGCUGUGAAGGCCUCAUGGUCAAGAUGCUUGAAACGGAAGCCAGUUUCUAUGAGCCCAGCAGACGCAGUGUUAAUUGGCUAAAGCUCAAGAAAGAUUAUCUUGCCGGUGUUGGCGAUUCCUUUGAUCUUGUUGUUGUGGGCGCAUACUAUGGCAAAGGCAAACGAACCAAUGUUUAUGGUGCUUUUCUCCUUGCAUGCUACGACGCGGACUCCGAAGAAUACCAGACGAUAUGCAAGAUCGGUACAGGAUUCUCUGAGGAUGCUCUACAGCAACAUUAUGAUACCUUGAAACCGCUGGAGCAAAGCAAACCGCGAGGGGACAUAAAGAUCGGAGGCGCCAAACCGGAUGUCUGGCUGGAGCCCAAGGUGGUGUGGGAAGUGCUGGCUGCGGACCUCAGCUUGAGUCCUAUAUACACCGCCGCUCAAGGUUUGGUGGAGGACCGCGGCGUGUCCUUACGAUUUCCUAGGUUCAUUCGUGUGAGAGACGACAAGGACGCCGAGGAUGCAACUGCGCCGGAGCAGAUCGCUGAGAUGUACGAGCGGCAAGCUCUUGCACAAGGAAACUCCGGUAAGAAGAAACGGAGUGGUGAUCCUGAUGAUGGGUUUUGGUGAUUGUAAUUUUAUGGGUAUUUCUAUACUAUCAUCGAACCAGUGUUCCUAUCGGUACCCCGCGUCCUAUUCUGACCAUUUUGAUUCUCAACGCGUCCACACCCCACCUUAAAUCACCAGAAAAUGCUCCUUUAGUAGCUAUUUGUACCAUACAUACCCCU
This is a messenger RNA of Punctularia strigosozonata HHB-11173 SS5, 2594 nucleotides long. Its product is annotated as DNA ligase I. Lineage: Eukaryota; Fungi; Basidiomycota; Agaricomycetes; Corticiales; Punctulariaceae. The transcript is spliced from 16 exons. Gene Ontology annotation, biological process: lagging strand elongation; DNA recombination; DNA biosynthetic process. The record is from RefSeq and is a predicted model, not a curated record. Gene Ontology annotation, molecular function: DNA ligase (ATP) activity; DNA binding; ATP binding. Gene Ontology annotation, cellular component: nucleus; mitochondrion. Bases 1 to 2436 code for a protein of 811 amino acids.